Molecule: messenger RNA, 871 nt
Organism: Trifolium pratense (red clover)
Lineage: Eukaryota; Viridiplantae; Streptophyta; Magnoliopsida; Fabales; Fabaceae
Exons: 2
Coding region: 142-627 (161 amino acids)
Source: RefSeq, a predicted model, not a curated record
CUUCUCUCUCUGGCUCCCACUUCCAAAUUCCAAUCAUAGUGUUCAAAAAUAGUGGAAUCAUAUGUUACCUUAAAAAACCCUCUUAAAACCUUAUUCUUUCUGUCCACACUCAAAAGCUACUACUUCACUUACUACCUUCUUAUGGCACUCAAAAUCAGAUUUUUUCUAACAAUCUUUGUUGUUCUUGUUAUUGUUCUACCAAAAAUAAGUGCUCAUUCUUCCAUUCAAGAAGUUCUUAGAAGUUAUGGUUUACCGGCGGGGCUAUUUCCAGAGAGUAUAAAGUCAUAUAGUUUGGAUCAUAAUGGUGUUUUGGAAGUGAAAUUGGAUAGUCCUUGCAUAGUAAAAUAUGAAACUAGAGUUUUCUUUGAAACUGUUGUUCGUGCUAAUCUUAGUUUUGGUCAACUUAAAGGGUUAGAGGGUCUUUCUCAAGAAGAGCUUUUUCUAUGGUUACCUGUUAAAGAUAUCAUGGUGAAUGACCCUUCAUCAGGUCUUAUUGUUAUUGAUAUUGGUCUUGCUUAUAAACAAUUAUCUCUUUCUCUCUUUGAAGUUCCCCCAGUUUGUAGAUCUCAAGGUUUUGUAAAGAAUAAGGCUGGAAGGAAGAGUAUUGGAUUUGAAGAUCAGAGAUAAAAGAUUGAUGAUUGUUUAUCUAUCUGGAAAGAUGGUUUUUUUUCUAUGCCCAAUUUUGUUUUCAUUAGAAAUAAUUAUUGUGCAUAGAUCUCAUGUGACACAUGAGGGUUUUGAUUAAAUUAGAAAUCAAUUAAGAAAAAAAGAAAAGGGAAAAAAAACUGAUGAUGGUGUUUAUUGUAAAAAUUUCUAUGCAAUUUUGUGUGCAGCUUUUUUACUAAUCUUCAAGGAAAGGUGUUUCAUUUCA